AGAAAUUUAGCUGGGUUUCGCUAUGAGGCUAUAGGUAAAUACCAUCGUCUAGCUAUGUUGUCGUCGCAUACAUUUGGACUUAUCAACUGAAAUGUUCUGUCUGAAAUGCGUACUCUCAUCUUGGAUUGUCUUUCAAGUCAUCACACAAGCGUGGUCACAGGAGGUGCCCCCCCCACGUGACGUGCGUGUGGACACGAGUGGUGUUCGUUGGAGCCUCUACACAGACCGGCCAGGGGUGAAGUAUACGGUUCAGUCCCAAACCGAUCGUGGGGAGUGGCGGGACAUUAAGGGAUGCGUUAAGACCGAGCGCACAACCUGCGAUAAUGUUUCUGCCUGUUUGAUGGUGCGUGUCUGGGCUCAGCAAGGGAACCACAGAUCCGAAUCCGUCCAAGCCUGUACCCAUGCUAUGUCAUGUAGCCCUGAAGUUCAGCUGACUGCACAGGCAGGCCUCCUGUUGGUCACCUGGAGGAAGAACAACAAUUUGUCUGAAGAGUAUGCAGACCAUUUUCAAUACCAGGUUGAAUACGGCAGAGAGGGAGAAGAGCUCAAAGGUUCCAAAAGAUCUAGGUCCUCUGUGAUGCUACAAAACCUGGAUGUGGGAGGGAAGUACUGUGUACAGGCCCGGUAUACCUGUUACCAAAAGGCGUUUGGGAUUCCCAGCCCUUCGCAGUGUGCCAUCAUCCCGGAGUCAGAAAGUACGAAACGGAUCAGGAUUUCGCUGAUAUGCGUGUUCAUUUCCGUCCUCUUGGGCACUGUGGCAGUAGGCCUGAUAUUCCUGUUCCACAAGCACUACGAGAAAAUCAAACAGCUCCAUCCACGUCCCCUGCGGCUACCAGAUCACUAUCGCGAGUUCUUCAAUGGGGAUUUUAACCAGCAGUUGAUGUUCCCCACAAGCACAUCCAGUCCAACUGAAGAACACCAUGACACCAUUUCCAUUGUCGUGAGUGAAGAUGACCAGAUUGACUCUAGUCCAAACUCUUCCGCGUCUGACGGAGAACAGGGUUAUAACACGCCUAACGAAGUAGAGUCGUCUGCUGCCUCCUUAGGUCAUUAUGAAUGAGCCAUCCGUCCUGCGAUUUCAGCCUGGCAACAGUGUGGCACCAGUCAGAUUGACCACAGUAGACCGUUUUCACUCCAUAUCGCUGUUUCCAAUUUUAUAAGACCUCUCACACUAUUUGGUAGGCAUUUCUGUCCUUGUUCGAAUGCUCUUCGGUCAAGGCCAGAGAAAGAUCCGAGGUGCAGUACAUAGACUUACCGCUUGAAGGCCAGUUAAUAG
Esox lucius (northern pike) is the source of this 1276-nucleotide messenger RNA. RefSeq names its product interferon gamma receptor 2 (gene ifngr2). Lineage: Eukaryota; Metazoa; Chordata; Actinopteri; Esociformes; Esocidae. The record is from RefSeq and is marked validated. Gene Ontology annotation, molecular function: protein binding.